Molecule: messenger RNA, 507 nt
Organism: Truncatella angustata
Lineage: Eukaryota; Fungi; Ascomycota; Sordariomycetes; Amphisphaeriales; Sporocadaceae
Product: marvel domain-containing protein
Exons: 2
Coding region: 1-507 (168 amino acids)
Biological process (GO): eisosome assembly; protein localization to plasma membrane
Cellular component (GO): eisosome; plasma membrane
Source: RefSeq, a predicted model, not a curated record
AUGCAGAUGGUGAACAACAUCCUACGCAUUCUCCAGUUCCUCUGGACCCUCCUGAUCACCGCGCUUAUUGGUAGCGCUAUCGCAUCUUACGAUGGAGCUUCCGGCCAAGCCAAGGCUUCACUCAACUUCGCCAUCUUUGUUGCCGUCCUGUCCUGGAUUACACUGCUUUAUGGUCUGAUCGCCGGCUUCGUUACCUCUGUCGCCAUCCCCAUCGCUGUCCUCGUGCUUGAUGGACUCUCGGUGCUGUUCACCUUUAUCGCUGCCGUUGUCUUGGCAGCCAAACUCGGCGCUGUCAACUGCUCCCACAUCGGUGAUAAGGGCAGCAACUACAUUGCAUACGGCACAGGGAACGACCAGAAGCAAUGCCGCCUGAUUCAGGCCAGUGAUGUCUUCUUCUGGUUCCUAUUCGCCUGCUACAUCGCCACCAUGUUCUUCGCUUUCCGUGCCUUCCGUGGUGCCGGUGGUUCCGUUCGCAGCCGUCCUUCCAUGUCCCAGGUCGGUGUUUAG